Molecule: messenger RNA, 9158 nt
Organism: Malaya genurostris
Lineage: Eukaryota; Metazoa; Arthropoda; Insecta; Diptera; Culicidae
Gene: Fmr1
Product: fragile X messenger ribonucleoprotein 1 homolog
Exons: 14
Coding region: 178-2529 (783 amino acids)
Biological process (GO): negative regulation of translation; regulation of dendrite morphogenesis; regulation of modification of synaptic structure
Cellular component (GO): neuronal ribonucleoprotein granule; axon; dendritic spine
Molecular function (GO): mRNA 3'-UTR binding; protein homodimerization activity; translation regulator activity
Source: RefSeq, a predicted model, not a curated record
GCAGCAAGCAGCGCCUUGUGUCGUAUGUCUUUUUGUGGAUUUGUGCGUGUGUGUGGUUCUUGAUUGAAAAAAGCCAAAAAAGCAGACUGCGAGGAGAAAAACGAAAAGACUGAGCAGUCAGCCAGCCACUAGAACCGAACAGUGUGCGGAAGGGAAAGAAAUAUUCACAAAUCCAAAAUGGACGAACUCUUGGUGGAAGUAUGCGGCGAAAACGGAGCCAAUUAUAAGGGAGUUGUCACGGAUGUAUUCGAAGAUGGAGUUAUGGUGGCAUUUGAAAACGACUGGCAGGAAGAGUCAAAAUUUCUGUUUAGUCAAGUCCGUCUACCUCCAACUGAAACCACAACCACCUUCUGCGAACAUAUGGAAGUUGAGGUGUACUCCCGGUCCAAUGAGAAUGAAGCGUGCGGAUGGUGGCGAGCGGUUAUCAAGAUGAUGAAAGGAGACUUUUUUGUUGUGGAAUACCUCGGCUGGGACAACAGCUAUACGGAAAUUGUAUCCGCCGAUCGACUGCGAGUGAAGAAUACCAACUCUCCGAUCAACGAUAAGACAUUCUUUCGAUUUGAGAUAGAAGUGCCGGAGGAUAUUCGUGAAUAUUCCUUACUGAACAGUGCCAAAAUCGACGGCGUGCACCGGGAGUUUCAAAAAGCUAUCGGUGCUGCCGAUUGUCGGUACGUUCCGGAACGCGGUACGCUGUUGGUGAUAUCACGCAGUGAAUCGACGCAACGACGAGCAACCAUGAUCCAGGAGAUGUGUUUUCGAAACCUCAGUCAAAAGGUGAUGCUAUUGAAACGAACCGAAGAGGCUGCCAGACAACUAGAAUCAACAAAACUGCACAACUCGGGAGGAGGUUUUACUAACAAUCAGAGAAUUUCCGCUUUUAUUGGACAAUCAAUGAAUGAGAGAUUUACGGACGAGUUUAAGGUACGGGAGGAUCUGAUGGGACUGGCGAUCGGAGCACACGGAGCCAACAUCCAGACCGCGCGGAAGCUCGACGGAGUGCUAAAUAUUGAACUGGAAGAGAACACCUGCACUUUUAAAAUCUCCGGAGAGACUGAGGAAGCUGUUAAGAAAGCCCGCGCCAUGCUUGAGUACAGCGAGGAAUCGCUGCAGGUUCCCCGCAAUUUGGUCGGCAAGGUGAUCGGCAAGAAUGGGCGUAUCAUCCAGGAGAUUGUCGAUAAAAGCGGUGUCGUUCGUGUAAAGAUCGAAGGUGACAACGAACCGGAACCGAGCAUCCCGCGCGAAGAGGGCCAAGUCCCUUUUGUAUUUGUUGGUACAGUAGAAAGCAUCGCCAAUGCCAAAGUGCUGCUCGAGUAUCAUUUAGUGCAUUUGAAGGAAGUGGAACAGCUCAGACAGGAAAAAUUGGAGAUCGAUCAACAACUGCGAGCUAUUCAGGGAGCGACGAUGAGUUCGAUGCAAAGCUUUUCGAUGAAUCGCCGCACUGAUCGAGCCUAUAGUAGCGAAAUCGAUGGUGGCUCUCGAACGGGCAGAGGUGGUAUGCGUGGUCGCGGUGGUCGUGGAGGACGUGGCAGCAAUCCGCGAUACACUGGUCGCAGGGACAUCGGUGAAGACGAGUAUACUCCGCGGGGUAGCGGUGGUGGUGGCGGCGGUGGAGGCAGCGGUCUUGAUCGUGGCAGUGACCAGCGCAACAAUUAUUCCGACGGCAAUCGUGGUAAUCGUCGCGGGUACAGCGAAAAGCGGGGUACCAGCAGCGGAGGUGGCAAGCGGCCCGACAGGAACAAACCGCAAAAUCAGCCGGGUAUAUCGUCGUCAUCCGGGCAGGUUGGUGGAAUACAGCAGCAACAUUACCAGCCCCAGCCGCAGCAGCAGCAGCAGCAACAACAACAAAUAAUACAGGAUGAUCCCUGGUCAGAGGUGAUCGUGGAAAGCAAUCGGGAAACUAAUCGCGAACUGAACAGUGUUGAUCGGGAUAGCCACUCGUCAAACGAAGGAACCCACAACCGAAGUCGUCGAAGAUCUAAAAAUCGAGGCCACUCUAAUAAAUCCAACGGUAAUGUUCAGUCGACGAGUUUAAAAUCCGGUAGCGCCAAUGCCAACAGCACAUCGCAGCAGCCACCGCAGUCUGGAUCCACAGAUCUUCAUGACAACAACAGCAGUAACGCGAAUGCUAACAGUAACAUUAAACAGCAGCUGAAUCAUCAGCAGCACAGCACGGCAAAUGCGAAUAAUACAGGCAAUGUCAGCAAUAGUAACAACAGCAACAAUGCAUCGCAACUGCAGCAACAUCAUCAGCAGCCGCCACCGCCCAAGGGUCAACGGGAACGCGAUAAUGGUCCACGGAACCGUGGUGGUCGUGGUGGUGGUGGUGGAGGAGGAGGUGGCGGUGGUGGUGGUGGUGGUAAGCAUAAGCAAAAUCAGCAUCAGAGUAUCCAGAACCAGGCAGCUGCAGGCGGCGCCCUGAACAAUAACAAUACCACUGCUGAUCAUCAUCAUCACCACCAGCAACCACAGCAGCACAAUCCGGUUACCGGUGGCCCGGGCAAGGAAACGCUCGUCAAUGGAUCCUCAUAGAACCGGUUGGCCAAGACCCAUCUGCUGCUGGUGGGAGCGUGAAGUAAAACAUAUAUAAACACACACACCUACUAUUUACUACUACUACUAAUAAUAAACACACACCCACAUAUGAAUGGAGAAGUUUAAACCUUACAUUGUAUAGAGGAAACUUUCUCGACUCGACUACCAAUUACGAAUAUUUUGCGUGUAUUCAAAAACAGAUGCAAUUCAGAAACAAACCAGAAAAAUGGGUGAAACAAAUUAGAGACACAGAAAUAGAGAGAGAGAGAGAGAGAGAGAGAAAGCGAAAAAGGGGAAAAAAGAAGUGCAGGAACUAGUGAAAUAAGCUCCCAUUGCAGGCAAGCUUGGAUAAAAUGGGAAUCAAGCACCUAGGUAUGUGCAUCUUUCUAAAAAAAACGAGAGCGAGAGAGAUAUACAGAGACAAAGAGAGGUAUAGCCAGAAACAAGAGAAGCAAAAAGAUAACGAACACGUUUGUUGAACUAUAGAAUGCAGUAUUGUUUAAUAAGAAUCUUUGUCGCAAAUUUUUGUUCGGUUCUUCCUUCCCUACUUCGAAGGAUUUUUUUUCUGUGGUCCAUCGAAUUGAAUGUGUUCCUUAUAAUUAUGUAGUGGCAACCUUGUUUACAUAUUGGAGAAUUCGCAAACUGCUUAGAGCUGGUGCCUCCGUCCGCUUAAAACACUAGGGUGGCUCUGUUGUUGUAGAUUGAACUUAUGUUUACUGUGGAUUCGAUUCCUUCGUGAAGUAAAAGUAACAUACGCAAAGCUAAAUGGAAUGUUGUUUUUUUCUUGUUCAUGCUACGUGGCAACAACAGUGCUUGCUUUGAUUUCAGUGGAGAACCACCCGCUUUCUUUUUUUUUUUUUGGUGACCAUUCGAAACAUUCAUUUUUUUCUGGUUGCUUACAAUGGACUUGACAAUAUUGAGUUAGAUCGAAGCAAGCGUUGUCUGCUCCUUCCGUCAAAAUUUGAUAAUUGAAGCCCGUCAGAACAAUGAAAAAUUCUGAAGGUGCAAAACCAAGGAAUUUUGAGUAGUAGGAUUUUUUUAGCAAAUGUAAAAUUUGCAUUCUGUAAUUCGAUCGAGUGAUGCUUUUGUAUGGAAAACUCGAACUCGUUCGAGCUACAGAAUGCAAAAUUUCGUAUUCGAUCGAAACAAUCCGAUUCGAACGAAAUACAGGGGUGUCUACCUUUCUCCUUCCUUCGGUUCUGUGUUUCGUUCAAGUUUUCCUUGGCAAACAUUAUGUUGCUUAGAAGGUUGUUAAAACAAAAAAAAAGUGUUUCAGAAAUGUUGGCUGAGAUUACGAAUAAUUCCCAACCCGUUUCAUUUGAACCGAUAUAUGCCACAAGCUGAGCAAUUCCUGUGGGCGUCGGAGUGCCACUUACCGUUCACAAAGCUUGAACGAUGCUAGAACACACUAUGUUUGCGUUGUGCGGGCAAACGGCAACUGUUUAAACGGGUCACUUUUGUGGAACGCAAAACUUAUGUUAGCUCAGUCCUAGAUGUACAAUUCGAUUUUGAGAACUAGCUUUUAAAACCAUGAGAUCAUGUGAUUAUGGGUAACGGCUAUUUAGUCUACUUGUAUCUUAGUUACACACACGCAUUCAUGGGUCUAUAAUCAGCUGUUGUUCAGUGUUCAGUUGCUGCAUCAGAAUAAGACGUUUCCGGAAUUGAUAGGCCGACGAGAAUUGCAAAUCAUCUUCAACAAUAUCCUCGAGUGUUAUUCAAGCGAUUUUUUUUAAAGAGAUCUGGUAAUGAAUGUCAAAGUCAUUGAGAUAAAACAUUAGGACUAAUGGUCAACGUGACUACCUUGCGUUAUCAUAAAGAUGGGUCGAUGAAGUUUUCUUUGCCACAUUACACUCCGAGGCAUACUUCCUGUUAUACACUUCCUUUUAUCGAUAAAUUAACGCAGUUCUACAACUCCGUUUGGAAGCAAGUCUAAAUCGGUACUUCACCUCAGGAAUCGAAUCAGUGAACGUUUCAAGCCAAGAGUUUUCAGCUUAUAUCAUCUUUAACAUCUAAACAGGUUCUGGACAAACUAAGAACAACAAUUUUAUUGGUUUAAAAACAAAAAAAUGCACAUGAAAUUUCACAAAUAUUAAAGGUAAUGAAUUGUGUGCACCCUUCUGCUCAAUCACUUAUGUUGCAAUUGGAACAAACAUUUGAAUGUCUCAACCAUUUCACUGUUAAACUGAAUGUAUUAUCAAGCUUGAGGCAUUUUAGUGAAAUCUGUUGAAAUACGAACACACCCAGAGAUAAGAUGCACGAUUUAGUCAAGUAAAGAAUGACCGGUUAAGCAAACCACGCGAGAACCAGUUGGUGUUCCUUCCCUUGUUUUUUCUUUCUACAAAAGUUAUCUUAGCUAUACGAUGGAACGAAGAUCACACAUUUAAAACCUUUUUUUUUGUUUCCUGCCCUGAACGUUUAUGAAACCGAGACGUAAACUGAGACUGGAAUCUAAUGCAUCAGUUAUAGAAGAACAAACGUUGAACUAAUUUUCCUCCCCACCCGCUUCGAAAGAAACAAGCCCCAACCCGAGCAUUAUUAUAAUUUUGUCCUAGUUGUACGCUAUUUAGUUAGACUUUUCACUGAUAUUUUUAUUUAUUAUAAUAUAGUCCAACUAUUUCUGUGAGAACAAUGUACUUUAGAUUAUCCAGCUUUCCGUUGUUGUUUUUUUUUUCUUCUCAACAGGGAACUAAAAAAGAAAGUUCUCUCCAUUUUGGAUUGAUUUCCAACCUAAUUCCAACUGAAAAUUUCGAAUAUACUCUGCUCUUUGUUAUAGGAAGCUCAUAUUGUUUUGUAACCCACCGCAACAAAUCGCUUGACAAACACGUAUCUUUAUUUGUAUGACAUUGUAAGGACUUCUCUCGGAGAAAAUUUUCAAAGAACUGUACCAAUGAGUGGGAGAUUUUGCGCUAAAGAAAACGCUGAACUGAAUUCCGCUGACGUCCUUUUCAUAUUUUCCUUUUCCUGUUGGGGAUUGCAGUAAAAUAUUCCUGCCGAGGGGCUCCCACGAGCAUACUCUGGCUUAUCUGUUUUGUUUGACAUUUCAAUUUGAAGACACAGUCGACAGUCUGGCAUGAGUUUUAGCUCGUUGCAUGCUAGCUUGCGAUAUCUCCGAUUGAAUAAGCAAAUCACACUUUUCGACGGUUUUGUGGUUUUCGGCUUUCGAUUUCUCUCCAAUUCAGUCAGUCUUUCGGGCUGUCGAUAAGCGUUCUUUCAACACUUUUGUCAACUUUGCGCGCGAGUAGUUCGGAUUUUCGCGAUGCUCGAGUAUAGUUUUGAUGUGUGGUUUCGCUAAUUUCGAUGCCAUUUUCUCAACUGAAGCAAAAUUGUCAUUCAGUGAAAAAUAUAUGAACCUUUAAUUUGAGACGAAAUUUGUGAAAAUCUACUGUCGGAACCGGGAACGGGGAAAUGGCAUAGCAGAAAUCGAUUCGUUCAGUUACAAAUUACUGAAGCAGAUCCGGAAUAAAAUUUUAAACUUAUUUAUUUUAAUUGAAUCCAUGUUUGUGAAAAUCGGCCCGGCCGUUUCUGAGAAAAUAAGAGUGAUUUCUGGUUUGGAAUACACGAUCAGUUUUUUCGAAGCUUUCGGAACCGGUAAGCAGUGUAUUUGGUCAUCAACUUACCAAGCCUGUUCAAUCGGAGAAUUAUACGACUUGUUGAAAGUACUUUGGCUUGAUUUUUCAGUGUCAUGUAUAAAAAAACAUGCACUGGAAAAUUAUUUAUUAAUACUUUUCAGCCUCUAAUCAAGCUGCUUUAGCUUUAGUACUAGACAGUAAUGGCAUUGUAAUUUGUGUGUAAGUUCCGUGCCUACAGUGAAGAUGUAGCCAGCGAACACCGCACAAAAAAGAAAACGCACUUGCCUUCAAUGUCGAAUAGACAGAUUUUGAGUGUGCGUCAACCACAUUCUCCUCGCAUGAAUCACUCUCACGUGUUCUCGCCCAAACACACCCAAGUGUGCACUGGCGCAUGCACUAGUGAGUGAGCACUUCUGUGAUUUUUAUUCAUUUAUAGGAAGUAGAGUAUGCCUUCCCAUAAAAAUCAUUAUUGCAGUAGGAAAAAAAAAACGAAAAAUCUGCUCAUGUUUUUUUAAGGCGAAUCUUACGAAAGUAAACAAAUCGAGUUUCUUUUUCCUACGAAUAAAUGAUUCAAAAUCUGGCAAAUUUUGUUUACGCAAAUUCUAAUAAAAAAAUGCGAAACAGUCAUUCAAUUUGUUUUCAUAAGUUUCGCCUUCAGUGCUCCAUGCCAACAAACAGGGUGAUACUUCAAUGACUAGAAAGGACACUAUUUCCUUUUUUCCGAUUUUUUCAUUAUUGGAAAUAAUAAAUGAGACAGCAUAAUUAUCCGCAGAUUUGUCCUAAUUGCGAAAACCAGUCAAGUUCACGAAAUAUUCACGAGGGCGUAACUACAUGAACCUUACCGGACGCAGAGAAGUAUUGCAGAUUGCUUCCAAAGAUAAACUUUUGACGCAGAUUCUUAACCACACUAUGUUUCUGCAUAAACAUGGUUGCUGGAAAAAAAAAAGUUGAGAAAAUUGACAAAAAAAAUCGUUUUUUCCUGGCAGCUUUCUUUGAUAUCUGCUUAACUGGUAACCCUGCUUACGAAUUUGACAACGAGCAGAAAAGAGGCAAAGAAAAAAAACAGAACCAUAUGAUUGUGUUGUCGGUUCUAGACGUCAGAGUUCUGUCAGCUCAAAGCAGUUGCACUUAUGAUCACACUUUCGACUCAUCACAACUUUAAUCUGUGCAGUUCGAUUUAGUGUGAACUGUGCAAUAGACAAAUCGAAACUCUUUAUGUUGAUUUAUUCAGUCGAUAUAGAAGGAAAGUGGAAAAAUGUGCAUACCUUUGAGCAAGCAAACAAACCCGAAACAUUGAAAAAGUCAUUCGUACACAAAUACAAAUGCAAGCGCGGUGCCCGAAUUUUUGUCAUGUUUAUCUCAUUCUGACUAUAUUUAGAAAAAAAAAUCAUGAUUGUUCUUAAUAAUCAAAAUACUAACUUCCUGAAAAAUAUUUUAAAAAGAUCAUAUUUUGAAUUAUUUGUGGUUAGCCCAGAGAAAAUGAAUCAUGGCUAACUCAGCAAUGAGAGCGAUGAAACCCGAUUACUAGAUUUGAAAUUCAGGACAAGCUUCAACAUCGGGAUAAUAUAUCAAUUAAGACUUGUUUAACAUAGUCAUGAUCCAAUUUGAACCAACCGAAUUCUGAUUCAAUAUUAUUAUAUCGUGGUUGAAGAUAUCUGAAACAACAAAUUUUAUAUUUGGUAGAGAUCAACCGGUUUGUUGUUUUGAAUGAACUGAAUGUGACUGUGGGCUAGUGAUGACUUCAAAAAGUCAGUUAAAUUUUUACACGCAUUCUAAAUCAGACUUGAACGUUUGUGAUCUGUGAUCGAAGGACGAUGAACCAGAAGUCCGAAUUGGUUGACUUACUUACCUACCGAAAAUAAAUUCACAUCUAAAGUCUGUUGCUAUUAAUAAUCUAUGAUCCACGAGCUAUCAGUUAUUUGCUAUUGUAUUAUGGUUCUGUUCUCGUCCAUUGGUCUAGAAACCAGCCGCCGUAUGUGAAGAGCACUGACCAGAACAGUUUAUUGCUCUCACUGCAAUGUUGUGGAACGGGCUAAAAUUUUGUUACGCUGCCUUUACGGAACGAUGGAACUUUUAGCUGGACAAAAACAAACUUCAUACAUGUUAAGAUCAAACAAAUGAAUUGAGUUUAGAGUAAUUCAUUAGACGGUGUUAGAUAAGGUAGCAGACAAAUAAAAAAAAUCACAGGAGCACAUACAUAAAACAAUAAGAUCCAAUAACGCAAAUGCAUUAACAGUUCUAUUUAAAAAAUGUACUGUUUAGGAGGCUUUUGCAAAUGGCAAAUUGAAAAACAAAUCAAAUUCCUCCAAUUAAAAAAUGCAAAUGAAAACAAAUUAGACCCGAGAGUCUCCGCAAUUGGAGAAGAAAAAAAAACAAUUUUAUUACAAUUCUAUCGCUAUCAAAUUUAAUAUCGAAAAAAGUCAAAUACCUACCAGAAAUACAAAAAAAAAGGACACAAAAUCAAUCGAGUCAACGCUACAUACUUAUAUUGAGUGUUCGUUUAUUUUGAAUUUUGAGAAUAACUAUUCGAGAACAAAGCCCGAAAGUAGCCGAUAAAAUGAAGAAUUCUAGCAAGUAAACAAAUUGAUAACCGAACAGAGGAACACAGAAGACAAGUUUCAACAAAACUUUGAAGGAACGUCUUUUUAAAUGUAAAAUUGUAGUUAUGUAAUAGUAAUGAGAAAAAAAAACAAGUUAAACAAUCUAGCAAGUACUGUCACGCGCGCUGAUGUAAUAAACAGAAAAAACCUCUUUUGAUACGAGCAUAGCAAAAUGGAACCACUCAAAAGUCGUAACACAUACACGUACAUAGAACCACUCUAACACACACGUGACAUCUAUUUCCUCUCCAUGAAUAUCGAAGGAUGAGUACAGCUUUACGCUCGUCUUACAAACACAAACGCAUUAAGGCUCUUGAUUAAGGAAUUUGCGACUCAAUGUUAAGUAGCACUGCAGGAAAACGAAUUAGCGAAACAAAUGCGAAAUUGGAACAAAACCAAAAGAAAAUCAUGGAGAAGGAGAGUCAAAUAAAUAAAUAUUGCCUUCAAAUUAUUGUAA